UAAAGUGGUAUUCACUAACCCAAGACUCUGCGUUUAAUCAAAGUGAUAAACCUUGGAUAUCUGCUUUGAAAGCUGAGAACUAUGGGAGUUAUCUUUUAUGAAGGGCAGGUCGCGAGCACAGUCCCACCAGCCAAACUGUUCCAGAAGUUUGUGAUUGAGAGCCUGAGUCUCCUCCCCAAGGUCCUGCCUCAGGCUCUUGAAAGUGUCGUCAAUCUCCAAGGAGAUGGAGGACCUGGUACAAUCAGGCAAGUUCACUUCAGCAAUGGGAGCUUCGUGAAGGAGACGAUCGACGCCGUUGACAAGGAGAAUUUCAUAUUUGAGUACACUGUGAUCGAAGGUGAUCCUGCCUUGAUGAGUAAAGAACUUGAAAAAAUCUGUUUUCAGAUUAAGUUUGAAGCCUCCCCUGAUGGAGGAUCUAUCUUAAAGCGCACCAGCAAGAGCUACACUCUUGAGGGAAUUGACGUCAAUGAAGAGGAAAUUAAGGCUGCUCAAGCAAAGACUAUGGAAGCCUUUGUAGGAAUAUUCAAGGCUUUUGAAGCUUACAUCUUGGCGAAUCCUGAUGAUUAAAUAUGCUAAACUACUUCGAUUUUCAUUAUGUGUAACAAGAAGAGUGAUGGCUCAUAUUUGAAACUGCCAACUGGUUUGAAAUAAUAUAUAAAAUAAUAGACAGAUGGUGUUUUUCAACCUUUUAUAGUUCAAUCUAUUUUCAUUUGUGUA
Messenger RNA from Manihot esculenta (cassava), 717 nucleotides. RefSeq names its product major allergen Pru ar 1. Gene Ontology annotation, molecular function: abscisic acid binding; protein phosphatase inhibitor activity; signaling receptor activity. Gene Ontology annotation, cellular component: cytoplasm; nucleus. The transcript is spliced from 2 exons. The record is from RefSeq and is a predicted model, not a curated record. Gene Ontology annotation, biological process: abscisic acid-activated signaling pathway; defense response. Lineage: Eukaryota; Viridiplantae; Streptophyta; Magnoliopsida; Malpighiales; Euphorbiaceae. The coding region runs from base 82 to 567 and encodes 161 amino acids.